Molecule: messenger RNA, 913 nt
Organism: Corticium candelabrum
Lineage: Eukaryota; Metazoa; Porifera; Homoscleromorpha; Homosclerophorida; Plakinidae
Exons: 6
Coding region: 42-788 (248 amino acids)
Source: RefSeq, a predicted model, not a curated record
UUUGUUUUUUUAGAGUCCGGUUCGAAACGAGAAUAUCGAGAAUGAAGGUAUUUCGAAGGUUGUUUUGCUGCUGUUCACCCCGAAGAGAACACGGUGUAGGGAACGCGUCAGAUAGUGAAGAAAUUGACAUGACAGAAACAAGAUUCCACAAGUCAAGUGGCGAUGCGGCUGCGGACUGUUGUACUAAACACUGUGAAGAUAAAGCAAUAUCUUCUUCCGAACUUACUACACUUGCCAAAGAGUUAGAAGAAGUAAAGAGUAGACUGACAAUUGCAGAAAGACGGAUAGAUGAGUUGGAAAAGUCACUUGUUCAACAGAAGAGAGGAAUGAUUGUUGAAAGUGCAGAAGAUACAGAAGCUACAGAUUUAAAGGAAAUGAAAAUAUUGCUAAUUUACCAGAACUGCCAUCAUGCUGUUGCCGUGAAUUUAUCUGAAAAUCUACAAUCAAGACAAAGUGGCCAAGUGACCGUCAUACCAUAUAAAGACAUACAAUUAGCUAAAGAGGCAUCCUAUUUAAACUACCUGGUCAUAUUUCUUCUGGGAGUAGAAAAUCGGUUCAUUCCUGGAUCACUAGAUGAAAACUUCAAAACUGUCAACAAACUGACUUCUUACACUCCAGUGUUCAUGCCUAUUGUUGUUGAGGGUGGUCUAGCCCCAAGAAUAGAAUGUCCAGUUGGAAUGAAAAUGGUAACAGUUGAAACUAUACGUUACAACAUUACAUCAAUGGAAUUAUCAAUGUCAGAAACUGACUUUUCCACAUUGAUUAGAAUACUAACAGAGCAGUUGUAACACGCAGUGAACGUGCGCUAGCUAUUAGUUAUGAAGCUUAGUAAGAAAUAAGUCAUGAGUUAACAAUGCUGAUAUUUGUACUGUGAAAUAAAAGUGUGUAGCUGUUGGCUGAAAUUUGAAGGCAA